AUGUUAAAUCGAACGUUGUUCCCUCCGAAUCAACAACAUAAAGAGUAUGCUAACGCUAAUGAAUAUGCAGAAGCUGUCAGAGAUUGGUACAACAAAAGUUACGACUGGUUGAAGGCACAAAAUGACUAUUUCAGGCAGACCAAUGGGAUUGUUAACAAUGUAAGUUUAUUUAUAUAUUUUGUUCGUUUUUAGAAACAUUUAUAUAAGGAUGAAAGGAGCGUUUAAACCAUUGAAGAAGAUUAUCUUAAAGUUUCAGGUCAAUCAGUUAAGGCAAAGACAAGUACCAGGACCUCAGAUCGUGGUUAACAACGUUAAUGUAAUAAACAACAUAAAUAUUCAUCGACCUGUGGAAGAAAGCACGUAUAAUGAACGGUAUUUGAUUCCAGCAUAUUGGAGAAGGUUUACUGCUGAAGUUAUCGAUUUUGUGAUGGUUUUGGUCUUCAAAGUUCUACUGAUAUACACCUUGAUCAGGUUUGAAGUACUGUAAGGGAUUUUUGAUUUUUUUUGGAGCGAGAUUUGAUAAUAUGAUUAUUUAAUGUUAUGUUUAGAAAACUAUUGUUAAUAUGAACAUAAUUUUUAUAAAAUUUCUUAUUUUAGAUCGCUAAACAAGCUCGAAAUUCAUAUUCUUCGAAUGCCUUCAACAGAUGUCUCUACCUGGUUCGAUUUUACUUCACCACGAAUGAAGGAGGAACUGAUUUCUAAAGCGAUUUCUAUUUUCAUUGAGAUCAUGUUUUUAAAUUUUGGAUUUUUGAUUUGUCCUCCUGGAACAACGCCUGGAAAGUUGAUGUUGGAUAUAAAAGUGAUUAGAGCUAGGAACAUUCAAGGACUGACUGCUGAUGAAGUUCAACUACAGAGAUUUGUUUCAAUUGGGUUGAAAAAGUAAGAUUUAUUGUUUUAAAUUAUGGUUUGAAGUUUAAGCUUAUUAGGUAUACUGUUUGCAAGGUAUAAGAAGUAAUUUUAUGCCCCUUUUGGCUAUUUUUACAAGCGAAAGACUAAUAUAAUGAUUUCAGAACGAUCCUACGAACAUGUCUGAAGUAUAUCGUCAACAGUGCCAUGUUCCCCUUGGGUAUCUUUGCCUACGCGUUUAGUUUCAAUCGCGCCUUCUACGAUCUUCAAGCUGAAACGAUUGUCGUGUCACUAGAGCCAACACAAAUCAUGCAAUAG
This is a messenger RNA of Bursaphelenchus okinawaensis, 1164 nucleotides long. The record is from the annotation of a GenBank genome assembly. NCBI's taxonomy places the organism in Eukaryota, Metazoa, Nematoda, Chromadorea, Rhabditida, Aphelenchoididae.